AAAACAACAACAAAAAAAACCCAAAAAAAAAGAAAAACAAAAAAAAAUGGAAGAGAGCAAGAAAAAGAAGAAACCAGAAGAGCAAGUUCAAGAGCCUGAAUCAGAUUUACCAGAAGCCUUACUAGAAUAUCACAUUGUGGCAAAAGAAGCAGCAAUUGCACGGGUUUUGUUUCAUCUGAAAGGAUUGGAAGAAAAGAUCAAAGAAAAUAUUAAAAAUAAUGUUGUUCUGCAGGAAGAACAGAAGGUGCUUAUCAGGCGCUUAGUAAGGCAAAUAGAAGAAAAGGAGAAAAAACGAGAUGAGAAGGAGGCUGUAACCAGGGAUGAUGUGGAAGAGUCACUGAAAGCAGUUUUUCAGUUUGUGAAGGACAAAGAACAACUUCUUCAAGAUGUGUGCUCCCAAAUUGAAGAAACUAAGAAAAAAAUUGCAGAAAAGCAGCAUGAGAGAGAUUAUUGGUUGGAGUACAAAAAUGUCGGAAGUAAAAUACAUGCUGAGAGGAUUAGCGUUCUGGAAAAAGACAUUGCAGAUGUCAAGUAUGAACUUGAAAGAACUGAAGAAUAUUAUAGGGAAGCUUUGAAAGUUGUGAGAGAAGAAAAUCAGAAACUGUUUGACAGGCACAUGAAAUUACUCAGUGAAGAAGCUCUUAAGAAUGCUGUGGGAUACUUAGACAAAAACUGUCGCAGAGAGAUUGAAGAGAAUGAGUGGCUAAAAGAAGAGGUUAAGAUCUACCGAAAGGAAGAAAGGGAUUUGAAAGCUUCUGUCCAGCUCCUGGAAGAAGAAAAUACCAGUUUAGUGGAAAAACUGAUUGAUAUCAAACUUCAGCAUCUAAGAGUAUCAGGGCAUUUGUUUCAUACAAAGGGAGCUGGCUUGCAAGAACUUCCAAAGGAUGAAAUGAAAAGGGAAAACAGAGAAUAUGCAGCAAAGGCAGAUGGAAAGAGCCUCAGAAGUGCCUUUCCAAAGAUUCAGACUAAAACAGAUUAUAAGAAGCCUCCAGCCAGUGAUGAAAAAUCAUGGAAAAAAUUCUUCACUCCAGCCCUGGACAGUUUGUUGUAUGAAGAUGAAGAGUUCCAGGCAUACUCAAAACUGGGACCUCUGAAGAGAAAACUGUAUGUGGUUGGAAAAGCUGUGCCUGCUUGUAAGGAACCAGAAGAAAUGCCAAGAAGGAGCCACAGAGAAGAGGACACUGUUGGUAAAUCUGAUGGGCAUAUCACAGCUAAGAUGAUCAAGGCCUUAUUUAAGCAAAAUGUUGAUGAAAACUAGACAAGCUAUGCUGUUUACACAGGAAAGUAAUAUUCACAGUUCAUUAAAUAUUUGCUCUCUUCUGUGUGACAUGAGGCUUUGAGGAAACUAUUUUAGAGUGCCUGAAUCAUGAUUAUAAGUUCCAUGAGAGGUAUGUCUGUGUGCAGAGGCUAAUUGAAAGGUUCCUUUCCUUACCGCUGAGGGAGGUCUUGUGCACAUCUUUGGGGUAUUCAGUCCAUGUAGCAGCACAUAUAUCUACUGAAAGGUCAGAGCUAAUAUUUCAUU
This is a messenger RNA of Lonchura striata (white-rumped munia), 1522 nucleotides long. It is a transcript of the gene CCDC83, whose product is annotated as coiled-coil domain containing 83. NCBI's taxonomy places the organism in Eukaryota, Metazoa, Chordata, Aves, Passeriformes, Estrildidae. The record is from RefSeq and is a predicted model, not a curated record.